This is a messenger RNA of Salvia miltiorrhiza (redroot sage), 3419 nucleotides long. Its product is annotated as glutamate receptor 3.2. Lineage: Eukaryota; Viridiplantae; Streptophyta; Magnoliopsida; Lamiales; Lamiaceae. The coding region runs from base 307 to 3123 and encodes 938 amino acids. Gene Ontology annotation, cellular component: plasma membrane. The transcript has 8 exons. Gene Ontology annotation, molecular function: glutamate-gated receptor activity. The record is from RefSeq and is a predicted model, not a curated record.
GAAUUUCAAUUGAUUGUGUGGUGGCUCCCCCUAUUUUCAAAUUCAGUUUUUCUCACCUAUCAGACCACGCCGCCUUCGACGAGACGACGUCGCCUCGAGCUCGGCGUCCCUCAGUCAAACCUCUACGUUGCCAGCCACCAGCCCGGCGUUGCUCGCCGCACGCCGGCCGUCUCCGUUCGCUGCUGCUGUGCUCAGAUCUGCGGCUGGCUGUCGGCCGGAAGUCGCCGCCUCCGCCGCUGCAUCAUCCUGAACCGCCGGUGAGUGAGCCAAAAAAGUGGGGUUAGACUGCUGACUGGAAGAAAGUAAAUGCUUGAGGGGUUUGGUUAUAUACCAACCAAGAUGAAUUUGUGGGUGGUGCUUUUAUCUCUGCUUUGUAUUGGGGGGUUAGCAGAGGAGGAUUCAAAUACAGAUGAUAUAAAUAUAGGUGCCAUUUUCUCGUUCAAUACUAUAAAUGGGGGAGUAUCAAAGAUUGGGAUGGAGGCUGCUGUUGAAGAUGUCAAUUCAGACCCCACCAUUCUUGGGGGAAGAAAGCUAGUUCUUUCAACUCAUGAUUCAAAUUUCAGUGGCUUCCUUGGCAUAAUCGGAGGAUUGGAGUAUAUGGAGACUAAUAAGGUUGCGAUUAUUGGACCACAAACCUCUGGAAUGGCACACAUUCUAUCACAUCUUGCAAAUGAACUCCAUGUGCCAAUGUUGUCGUUUACAGCGUUGGACCCCAGCCUUUCGUCGCUUCAAUACCCCUACUUCAUACAAACAGCACCAAAUGAUCUUUUCCAAAUGACAGCCAUAGCCGAUAUGAUUAGUUACUUUGGUUACAGAGAGGUGGUAACGAUUUAUACAGAUGAUGAGCAGAGCCGUGGGAGUAUUAUAGCUCUAGGGGAUAGGCUUGCCGAGAGGCGUUGCAAAAUUUCUUACAAAGCAGUGCUUCCCCCAGAGGCCUUGGCAACUCGCAGGGAGAUCAGGGACGCGUUAGUUGAGGUUUCAGUGAUGGAGUCCCGAGUUAUUGUUGUACAUUCCUAUUCUGUAAUCGGGCUUCAGGUUUUUGAGUUGGCCUAUAAACUUGGCAUGAUGGAGAAGGGAUAUGUUUGGAUUGCUACUGCUUGGUUGUCUACUGUGUUAGAUUCAAGGCCUGUUUCUGGAGAAGCCGCCAAAUCCAUUCAAGGAGCGCUCGCACUCCGGCCCCACACUGCAGAUUCUAAGAGGAAAAGCGAAUUUGUGUCCCGGUGGAAAAGAUUAAGCAAUGGUUCUAUUGGAUUCAAUCCCUAUGGCCUAUAUGCUUAUGAUACUGUUUGGAUGGUUGCUAAUGCAGUAAAAAUGUUUCUGGAUCGUGGUGGCACCAUCUCUUUCUCAAAUAACUCAAACUUGAGUAAUUUGGGAGGAGGGACCCUAAAUCUUGGCGCCUUGAGCACGUUUGAUGGGGGGAGUCAACUGCUUCGUAACAUAUUACAGACCAAUAUGACAGGUUUAACUGGUCCAAUCGCCUUUGAUUUAGAUAAUAAAUCCUUAAUUCAACCUGCGUUUGAUAUCCUUAAUGUUGUUGGGAGGAGUUACAAGCAAAUAGGGUACUGGUCUAAUUACUCUGGCCUUUCGGUUGUGCCUCCGGAGGUUCUUUACACCAAAGAACGUAAUCGUUCAAGUUCUAGCCAACAAUUGGACGUUGCGAUGUGGCCAGGACAAACAGCAGACAAGCCACGGGGGUGGGUUUUUCCACAUAAUGGGAGGCAGUUACGAAUUGGAAUUCCAAAUAGGGUCAGUUACAAAGCUUUUGUCUCAAAGGAUGAAAAAACCAAUGAGAUCCGUGGAUACUGCAUAGAUGUAUUCCUUGCUGCCGUAGACUUGCUUCCAUAUGCGGUACCUCAUAAGUUUGUCUUGUAUGGAGAUGGACACAAGAAUCCUAAUUAUGCAGAGCUCGUAAAGCUGAUCACGUCCAAUGUCUUUGAUGCAGUUGUUGGUGAUAUAGCAAUCGUUACCAACCGUACCAAGAUUGUGGACUUCACUCAGCCUUAUAUAGAGUCGGGGUUAGUUGUUGUGGCGCCAGUCAGGAAGAUGAACUCCAGCCCUUGGGCUUUCAUGCGCCCUUUCACUGCCUUGAUGUGGGGUGUCACAGCUGCAUUUUUCCUCAUUGUUGCAGUGGUGAUUUGGAUUCUCGAACACAGAAUAAACGACGAAUUCCGUGGUCCGCCAAAGAGACAGUUCAUAACAAUUUUAUGGUUUGGCUUUUCAACUAUGUUUUUUGCACACAGAGAAAAUACCAUGAGUACUCUUGGUCGUAUGGUUUUACUUCUCUGGCUCUUUGUGGUCUUGAUAAUUACAUCAAGCUACACUGCAAGCUUGACUUCGAUUCUCACUGUUCAACAGUUAGCCCCAGUCAUUAGGGGGAUUGAUUCCUUGAUCACAAGCAAUGACAAUAUUGGAUUUCAAGUAGGGUCCUUUGCCGAAAGUUAUCUUAGUGACGAGCUCAACAUUGCCAAAUCUAGACUCGUGUCUCUUGGCUCGCCAGAAGAAUAUGCAGAUGCGCUUACCACAGGAAGAGUUGCUGCGGUCGUGGAUGAGCGUCCAUACGUAGACAUGUUUCUCUCACACUACUGCAUGUUCCAAGUCGUUGGACAAGAGUUCACGAAAAGCGGCUGGGGAUUUGCAUUUCCAAGAGACUCUCCACUGGCCAUGGACAUGUCCACUGCAAUCUUAACGCUGUCGGAGAGUGGGAAACUUCAAAAGAUACACGACAAGUGGCUGAAUACACGAACCUGCAGUCAGAAAAUCCCAGCGAGCACUGAUCAACUUCAGCUCAAGAGCUUCUGGGGUCUCUUCCUAAUAUGCGGGAUCACGUGCGUAGCUGCGCUCCUCGUCUAUUUCUGCUUGAUUUGCAGCAAGUUUCAGCGGCAUUUCCCUCAAUUACCGGAACCCUCUGUGCAGCAGGCCAGCACACCAUCCGUACGGAUAAGAAGAUUCUUGUCUUUUGUCGAUGAGAAGGAAGAAGAGUUCAAGAGCAGAUCGAAGAGAAAGCACAUGGAAAUGCUGUCCCGGACUAGCGCAGAAGACCAGCAAUGGCCGCCCAACGAAGUUCGGAGGGAUGAAUCGGGUAGUUGCCGCGAGGGACACAACGGCGAUGCUUACUGUCAUUGAGUUGGGAUUCUGUUUCAGCAGUAAAGUAGAGUAAAUAAAAUGCAGCUCUAGAGGUAUAUAUAUUUAUGCUGCAUUUUUAUGCGUCUGCAUACUACUCGUUACUUCAAUGCAAAAUGUAAAUUUCAUAUUACUGUUGUAUGGUUUAGUAAUAUAUACUUGUAAUAUUAAAAUGGUUUAGUUAGGAUAUCAAAACAAUUUAGGAGGCUUCAGCUUCUACACAGUAAAGCUGUUUUGAAACAAAUCUAUUAUGUAUAGUUCUACACUAAUAUGAAGAGAUAAAUACAGAUUGUCAAUAA